Molecule: messenger RNA, 1480 nt
Organism: Eurytemora carolleeae
Lineage: Eukaryota; Metazoa; Arthropoda; Copepoda; Calanoida; Temoridae
Product: nicotinamidase
Exons: 11
Coding region: 34-1074 (346 amino acids)
Source: RefSeq, a predicted model, not a curated record
UUGAGAGGGAAGGACAAAAGUGUUUACUAUUAAAUGAAGAUUAAAGGAUGGGUUUAUUUCCUUCUAGUAAACCUUACUCUGGUCCAGGGGGGUAUCAAGGACGACCUUAGAACCAGGUUCACCGGAAAUGAAGAGGACCUGGAGAAUAUACUGAACCUGCUGGAAAAACAAAAUCUUCUCCAGACCUGGACCCAGAUACUGGAGAACCCGAACUCUGCUCUUCUUGUCAUAGAUAUGCAGAAUGAUUUUAUUUCAGGCAGUAUGGAACUGGAGGGCGCUGAUGAGCUGAUAGAAACCAUCCAGGACGUAGCAUCUGGUUGGGACUGGGGAAAAGUCGUCUUCUCACAGGAUUGGCAUCCAAGGGAUCAUAUCUCUUUUUUCUCUAAUGUGGAGAAGCGACCUCUAGACGAAACAUGGAGAAAUAAAAAUCCAGGUGAAAUCAGUGUUUAUGAUGAAGUCGUCUUUGCUGCAACUCCGCCAUAUUCACAGAUCCUAUGGCCGGAUCACUGUGUGCAGGAAACUGAAGGAGCUGAUUUUCCACCAGAGCUGAAACCUUUAGUAGAAGCAAACUCGACAUAUCUUAUUAGAAAGGGAACCAAUCCGGAAGUAGAUUCUUAUUCUGCAUUCUUUGAUAAUAAUGGAAACGGGAAUGGGGAUACAGGACUUAAGGAUAUCCUACUGGGAACAGUUACUGAGGUAGUUGUUGUUGGACUAGCUACAGAUUAUUGUGUUGGAAGAACUACAAUAGAUGCUCAGGGUCUUGGUAUACCUGCUACGAUACUACUAGAUGUUAGUAGAGGAGUUGCUAAUCAGUCAAUUCAGGAUAUGUUGGGACGGAUUGAAAACUCCGGUGGGCGGAGUACAACCUGGGAGAACUGGAGAACAGAUGAAUGGAGCAGAGCCAAGCAUAUUGCUCAAACCUUGAUUUCUCAAGGAUCCAGGGAACCAAAAUCAGGGUUUUCUGAAAGUUUUGUCGAGAACUCGGGAACCAAAACCUCAACAUUUAAUUGUGCUUUGGGAUUGGGAACUUAUCUCAUUCUAAUCUUUACGCUUCUAAAUCGCCAUUUUAUGUAAUUUAUCUGCAUGAAUGUAUAUUAUGCUUGAUAGUGUUUUUUUGUAAUCCAUUCAGCAUUUUAUUUGCUUGAUUUCGUUUUUCUUAAUCUCUUAAACUUAAUUCUUUUGAUUUAUAUCGUUAAAUUUUGCCUCAAAAUAAUUUAUCCAAUUAUUUGUUGAAAGUAAUAUUCACUUAGGGUCGAUUCAAUAGAAUCACAAGGCCUUACUGGAUUCAAGAAGGCUAUAGAGCACUAUUGGGCAGUACUUAACCCUAUAAAACAGGCUGUGGGGGGGGGCGUUUGGCACCCUCCCCUGUGGUUUGUUUGUCCUAGAACUCUUAUUUUUGACAAUAUCACCGUGAAAUUUUGUGACUUUUAAUUAAUAGUAAUUUAAAUUUUUUAAUUUAUAGGGUAGGGUACAGGGCGGA